Molecule: messenger RNA, 246 nt
Organism: Gongylonema pulchrum
Lineage: Eukaryota; Metazoa; Nematoda; Chromadorea; Rhabditida; Gongylonematidae
Source: the annotation of a GenBank genome assembly
AUGCUGCAGUUGGGCUCUGCGAAGAAGCACAACAGGAUGCCCUCGGUUUUUGCAGCUGCCGCAGAUGGAGGUAUUUUUGGAUUUAUCAUUUUGCUUUUGAUGUGCAUCAGGGACAGGGAUUUGAAGUGGGCCACUGGCCGAGAAACAGGCGGAUGGAUGAAAGAUAGCAGCCGUAACAAACACCAGGAACCGUGUGACGUAUUCCGGAAGCUCGUCACAAUCCACGGCUGUCAGGGAGUUGAGUGA